ACCGUACAACUCCGAGAAGUUCGAUAUUCACAAAGAGCCGGAGCGAUUUGUCACAACGCUGGCGCAACAAUAGGCCGGUGGAUCACGGGAGACUAUGGCCUGGUGGUGCAAGUGUGAGGGACGCGAGAAUACGGGCCAGUGAUGAAGGCAGCGUCAACCAGCCGCCGAAGACGACGUGUCCGGGCUAUACGCGUCGGUUCAAACGUAUGGAGCUAGGUUUGGAAGGGACUGAUCCGUACCGCAAGGCAGUCGGGUCUUUGGCAAGGGGAGAGAGACAGUCAAAGUUUUCGCAGUUUCUACUCUACCACAAUUAUUCCAUUCACAUCAUCAUACGAAAAACGCAGCUUAUCACUCUUCCUAGUGAUUCUGAACCAUCAUCCACCCCGUCUGAGUGUGCCUACUACCACCACGAAUCCCAGGCUGAAGAGCCUAAACCCCUUUUGAAUGACGAUUUGAAGUCCCUUGGCUUGUCUUUUGCCAUUCAGCUGAAAUAUAUUCUCAGCUGAUGGCUGACUGACUGGCUUAUCAGCCACUCUGAUGAGGUGACGGGCCGCCACUUGAAGGUUGGGUGGUGUUGGCCCUUCUCGCCAUCACAUUU
Molecule: messenger RNA, 598 nt
Organism: Hyaloscypha bicolor E
Lineage: Eukaryota; Fungi; Ascomycota; Leotiomycetes; Helotiales; Hyaloscyphaceae
Exons: 2
Coding region: 207-506 (99 amino acids)
Source: RefSeq, a predicted model, not a curated record